GCGGCGCUGGGCAGCCCCGCGGCGGCGGCGAUGGGCGGCGGGGCGCGGCAGGUGGCCGGGUACCUGGCGGCGCUGGGCGGCUGGGUGGCGGCGCUGGCGGCCGCCGUGCUGCCGCACUGGCGGCAGAGCUCCUACGCCGGGGACGCCAUCAUCACGGCCGUGGGGCUGCACCAGGGGCUGUGGAUGAGCUGCGCCGCCCAGAGCACCGGGCAGGUCCAGUGCCGCCUGCACGACUCGCUGUUCUCCCUCAGCGUUCACAUCCAGAUCUCCCGGGCUCUCAUGGUGAUUUCUCUCCUCCUGGGUUUCUUCGGCAUCAUUGUCAGCGUGGUGGGCAUGAAAUGCACCAAAGUUGGUGAAGAGGAUCCUGUCACCAAGAGCCGCAUCGCUGUGGCUGGAGGCAUCCUCUUCAUCCUCUCCGGUCUGUGCACCUUGAUCGCCGUGUCCUACUACGCCAUGCAGGUGGCCCACGAGUUCUUCGACAAGAACCCCUUCCCCGCCAACGCCAGGUACGAGUUCGGCUCGUCGCUCUUCAUCGGCUGGGGGGCCGCCAGCCUCUCCCUGCUGGGGGGGUCCCUCCUGUGCUGCUCCUGCCCCGCCAAGGAGCAGCGAGGCCAGCAGUACUAUCGGCAGUCGCAGCCUUCGACGGCUCGGGAGAUCCCCUGGAGCGGGCGGUGAAGUCUUCAAACGCCGACAGUGCUAAUUGCCUCCACCUCCUUGUACCUCGUCUGGACCGCUACUAACCGCUCUGCAAACACCACCGCUCCAAUUUCAUCAGUAAUUCCCCCAAACCACCCCAUACCUCCAUCCAUCCAUCCAUCCAUCCAUCCAUCCAUACUGAUGUGCUAUGCCAGCUAACCUGCAGGAAAAACCAGUGGAAAUUACCCAAAGAGCUUGAUUAUGUAUUUUUUAUUAUUAUUAUUAUUAUUAAUAUUUUUUAAUCCAUAUAGCCAAAGUAGCUGAUUUUUUAAAAAUUUAUUUCAUUUUUCUCUGGUUUAUUUGAUCUUAUUUCCUUUGAUUCUCUUUUUUUUCCCCCUCUCUUUUAUUUUAUACCCAACUGCUUUGGGUCCUGGUCUAUGCUGGAGGGGAAGCAAUGCUAUUUUUUGGCCUGGGGGGGUUGAUUUCUUUCUCUCAGGUGGGACUAACAGCCCUUUUUCUCUUUUAAAUUGCAGACCCCCUGUAAAAAUGUCUUCUUCACCCAUCAGGGGAGAGCAGUGCUUAUAGCCUGGCUUCACCCAUCAGGUGCUUGGUUGGCUGAACCCCUCUUACGGGGUUCCCCUCCAAAAAUACACACCGAAAGCUACUGCAAUGAGGAUUGAAAAGGAAAUUUGUGUUGGUUUUUUUUUUUUAAAGCCAAAUAACCAAAAAGGUGUUUUAUAGCAAGAGCACCGCAUCGCGUAGAACGACAUAUUUUUUAUUCUUUUCCUAUAAAAUUGCAUUAACUUUUCUAGGGGAUGCAUGGCCGUGGGAAUGGGACCGAUCGGGAUUUUUCAAUGCAUUCUUUUGCUGAUUGUUUGUACUAAAAAUUGUGACUCAGUGGUAUUAAAAUAUUUCCAAUCACGGG
Molecule: messenger RNA, 1561 nt
Organism: Falco peregrinus (peregrine falcon)
Lineage: Eukaryota; Metazoa; Chordata; Aves; Falconiformes; Falconidae
Gene: CLDN19
Product: claudin 19
Exons: 5
Coding region: 31-675 (214 amino acids)
Biological process (GO): bicellular tight junction assembly; cell adhesion
Cellular component (GO): plasma membrane; bicellular tight junction
Molecular function (GO): structural molecule activity
Source: RefSeq, a predicted model, not a curated record